GAUGAGAUGAGGACCCUAGAUUUUGCUUGGGCUGGCAACUUUGCCUUGGCGUGAAGUAAAUGCUAUCCCCUAGGCUUGGGUUUCGCCCCGUCGAUUGGAGUUUAAAUGAGACAAUACGAGCCAAACUGGAGCCCUAGAGGCUGAAAGCAUAGAGGAUCCAUCACCCUAAGUUCAGGGUCCACUGGGACUCAAUCGGUGGUUCUGUUGCGUCCGACUUCCUUUAUAAAGAUGACCCUGCCCUGUGGUGGCCGGAGGCCUUUCGUUCAGCCAUCGCUCUUUUUCAUAUAUACCCUAUUAAUCGCCAACCCUCGUCCUCCAUUAUACCCUCUUUAAGAUUCAUUUCAGCCUUUUGUGGAUCACUAUGCAUUCGAAGAUCCUGAACGUUCUUUUCCUAUCAGCCCUAACUGCUGCUGCUGCGGUUGAGGAGAGGCAAUAUGGCGGCUCCAACAGUGGAGACGACUACUAUAACAGCCUGAUGAGCGAGCUCAACAGCCUGGCAACCGAAACCAACUAUAUGGAUUACCUCACGGCCUACAGCGACCUCCCCACCGACUACAGUGCGUACUUGCCUGCUGCUACCAACCUUGGCUCUAACUCCGGCUCCAAUGGCGGCUCCUCCGAAACCUUCCCCGCGGUGACCGCUGCUCCCAGUGUCAGCAUUCCGUCCGGCCUUGGAUUCGAUAUGCCUCCUCCCUCGAUCGAGUCUGUGCUCGCUACCGCCAUUCCACCAUCCUACUUGUCACAGCUGGCAAACCCAACGGCCGCCUCCUCUAUCAUCAGCGAGAUCCAACACGGCCACUAUCCUUCCUGGUAUCAGGAGCUCCCUAGCAGCGUCAAGGCAUGGAUCACCAGCCACUAUGGUACCGGCAAUACCGCCGUCGCGACCGGAGCGUCGUCUGGUUCGUCGGGCAGCUCUGGAUCUGGCGGUGCUACUCAUGGCAACGCUGCCUCAACUGGUCUGCUUGCCACUGGCUUCAUGGGUGCUGUAGCCAUCCUGGCCGUGGCAGUCAUGUUGUAAAUUUCACAGAAAGAAAUUUGUCUCGUCACGUGGUCCAAUUUUUGGUGGCUUCGUUUCACAGAAACGCUCGAAGGAAGGGUUUACGUUUUUACUCGUCUUGUAAUUAGUAUUAAAUUUACAUUGAUCCGAUUCUUUCUCAUGAAC
Messenger RNA from Penicillium brasilianum, 1162 nucleotides. The record is from the annotation of a GenBank genome assembly. NCBI's taxonomy places the organism in Eukaryota, Fungi, Ascomycota, Eurotiomycetes, Eurotiales, Aspergillaceae.